Acaulospora colombiana is the source of this 786-nucleotide messenger RNA. The record is from the annotation of a GenBank genome assembly. NCBI's taxonomy places the organism in Eukaryota, Fungi, Glomeromycota, Glomeromycetes, Diversisporales, Acaulosporaceae.
UCCAACCCGGAUAUCUUGCCACGGGUCUGGUGGUGUACGACCGGUCCUCUUUCAUUUCUUCCUAUACAUGCUGCUGGUGUAUACGAUCAAGAUUCCAGUGAUUCGCAACUCAGUGACUAUGUCAUAUCCUCCUACACCCCUACUUUAUCUACCUUGCUCGAACCAUCGACCACCAGUACGGGCUCAUCUUUCAAGUUCCUAUCAGUGAUACAGGUCUCUGCUCCUGGAGCGUCUGCUAUCCCUAGUACCAAAGAAGAGCUGGAUUACAUUCGUCAACGACUCUCUGGUCGCGAUCAUACCAUUCUUGAUGGCCCAAAGGGAACCAGAGGACGGGUCACAGAGGAAAUGGAGAGCUGCAACUGGCUUCAUCUAGCAUGUCAUGGGGUUCAAUGGCCAAACGAACCAACCAAGAGUGCACUGCUCCUUGAAGACGGCCAUCUGACACUCGAAGAGAUCAUCAAACUUAAUCUGCCGCAAGCCGAACUCGCAUUUCUGUCGGCUUGUCAGACCACGACUGGAGAUGAAAGUCUCUCUGAGGAAGCCGUUCAUAUCGCAGGCGGGAUGCUGUUGGCCGGAUAUCGGGGGGUUGUGGCGACAAUGUGGUCCAUUAAGGAUGACCUGGCACCCGGUCUAGCGAAUGAGUUCUAUGGACAUAUCAUAGAGGAUGGGAAACGGCCAGAUGGCCGAAAGGCUGCCGAAGCUCUACAUGUAGCAGUUCAGAAGCUUCGGAAGAAUUCAGGGGUUUCGCUCUUGGACUGGAUUCCGUUUGUGCAUCUUGGAGCUUAG